Molecule: messenger RNA, 5160 nt
Organism: Xyrauchen texanus (razorback sucker)
Lineage: Eukaryota; Metazoa; Chordata; Actinopteri; Cypriniformes; Catostomidae
Gene: atp2b1b
Product: ATPase plasma membrane Ca2+ transporting 1b
Exons: 21
Coding region: 273-3995 (1240 amino acids)
Biological process (GO): regulation of cytosolic calcium ion concentration; calcium ion transmembrane transport
Cellular component (GO): membrane; intracellular membrane-bounded organelle
Molecular function (GO): ATP hydrolysis activity; PDZ domain binding; ATP binding
Source: RefSeq, a predicted model, not a curated record
CUGAUACCAAGUGGAACUGACGCGCAUCAGUUCAAAUUGUAAUAUGGUGUGCACCUGAUGACUCUGAUCCAAGCAAGAUGAGAGAAGAUACACAGAAAAAUCCAAUGAAAAUGGCUUUUCAAGUACACUUGGUUUGUCAUUUGAAGAGUUGCUUUUUGCAUCCCUGAGGAAUUCCAUCUGUUUAUGAGAAAUUCUGGAUUUUGUCUCUGAGGAUUUUGCUUGCCCGAGGGGAAGCCACUUCUCCAUCGUUUGUUGUGUGCUUCAGCGAGAUCAUGGCCAGAAACUCAUUCCAUGGAUCGAAGUACAAGCCAGAAGCCAAUCAUGAUGUUGAUUUUGGCUGCACAAUCAAAGAGCUUCGCUCUCUCAUGGAACUUAGAGGGGCAGAUGGAUUACAAAGAAUCCAGGAAUGUUAUGGAGAUGUUCAGGGCCUCUGCUCCAGAUUGAAAUCAUCACCAGUAGAAGGGUUAAGUGGUCAUUCUGAUGACAUUGCAAGAAGAAAAGAAGAAUUUGGAAAUAAUGUUAUACCUCCUAAAAAGCCAAAAACAUUUCUUCAGUUAGUGUGGGAAGCAUUGCAGGAUGUGACUCUAAUUAUUUUGGAAGUUGCAGCCAUAAUAUCCUUAGGCCUUUCCUUCUAUAGACCUCCUGAUGCAGAGAGAGAACACUGUGGCAGGGCGGCUGGAGGAAUUGAGGAUGAUGGUGAGGCAGAGGCUGGGUGGAUCGAGGGUGCUGCAAUUCUCCUGUCCGUCGUCUGUGUGGUUCUAGUCACUGCCUUUAAUGACUGGAGCAAAGAGAAGCAGUUCCGCGGGCUGCAGAACCGCAUCGAACAAGAGCAGAGGUUUUCUGUGGUCCGAGGUGGACAGGUCAUUCAGAUUCCUGUGGCCGAGAUUGUGGUUGGAGACAUCGCUCAAGUAAAAUAUGGUGACCUCCUUCCUGCUGACGGUUUGCUAAUCCAAGGGAACGAUGUCAAAAUUGAUGAGAGCUCACUCACUGGAGAGUCAGACCAUGUCAAAAAAACUUUGGACAAAGACCCCAUGCUGCUUUCAGGCACACAUGUGAUGGAGGGAUCAGGUAAAAUGCUGGUCACUGCAGUAGGGGUAAACUCUCAGACUGGCAUCAUCUUCACUCUACUCGGAGGCGGUGAAGAUGAUGAUGAUGAUGAUGAGGAGAAAAAAGAAGAGAAUGAGAGGAAAACAAGAGAGAAGAAAGAGAAAAAGAGAGAAAAUGAGAGGAAAAAUAAUAAAACGAAAGAAAAAAAUAAAAACAAAAAUCAAGAUGGAACAAAUGAAAAUAAAGAUAAGGAUGGAGGUAUGGUGGAAAUGGAGCCCCUCAACAGUGAUGAUGGAGAGAAAAAAUCUAAGUUACCAAAGAAAGAGAAAUCUGUGCUUCAAGGGAAGCUUACCAAACUAGCCGUACAAAUUGGAAAAGCAGGUCUCUUCAUGUCAGCCAUCACGGUCCUCAUUCUUGUGGUGCUCUUUUUGUUGGACACGUUCUGGGUUCAGGGGCUUCCCUGGACCAAAGAAUGCACUCCCAUCUACGUUCAGUUCUUUGUUAAAUUCUUCAUAAUCGGUGUCACUGUGUUGGUUGUUGCCGUGCCUGAGGGCCUACCCCUCGCUGUCACCAUCUCAUUGGCCUAUUCUGUCAAAAAAAUGAUGAAGGAUAACAACCUAGUGAGACAUCUGGACGCUUGUGAGACGAUGGGCAAUGCCACUGCAAUCUGCUCUGAUAAAACGGGCACUUUAACCAUGAACAGAAUGACAGUGGUUCAGGUGUAUAUUGCAGACAGACACUACAGGAAGGUGCCAGAGCCUGAUCUGAUUCCAGGCAAAAUCAUGAACCUGCUUACAACCGGCAUCAGUGUCAACUCUGCAUACACUUCCAAAAUCAUGCCUCCUGAGAAAGACGGCGGUCUGCCCCGUCAAAUUGGGAACAAAACAGAAUGUGCCUUGCUGGGGUUUUCCCUUGACUUACGAAAAGAUUACCAAAUGAUUCGCAAUGAAUAUCCAGAGGAAAAUCUGUUCAAAGUAUACACCUUUAACUCAGUGAGGAAAUCCAUGAGCACAGUCCUAAAAAACUCUGACAAAAGUUACCGUAUGUUCAGCAAAGGAGCCUCAGAAAUCCUCCUGAAGAAGUGUUGUAAAGUCCUGUCAGCCAAUGGUGAUGCCAAAGUCUUUAAGCCCAGGGAUCGGGAAGACGUGGUGAAAAAGGUGAUUGAGCCCAUGGCCUCAGAGGGCUUGAGGACCAUCUGCCUGGCCUACAGGGACUUUCCUCUCUCAGAUGGGGAACCAGACUGGGACGAUGAGACAGAUAUACUGACUGGACUCACAUGCAUUUGUAUAGUGGGCAUUGAGGAUCCUGUUCGGUCAGAGGUCCCAGAAGCUAUUAAAAAGUGCCAGCGAGCAGGCAUCACUGUGCGCAUGGUCACCGGGGACAACAUUAACACAGCUCGAGCUAUUGCAACCAAGUGUGGCAUUCUCCAUCCUGGCGAUGACUUCCUGUGCAUUGAAGGAAAAGAGUUCAAUAGGCGGAUACGCAAUAACCUGGGAGAGAUCGAGCAAGAACGUCUUGACAAGAUCUGGCCCAAACUGCGUGUACUUGCAAGAUCUUCUCCUACUGAUAAGCAUACUUUGGUAAAAGGCAUAAUCGAUAGCACCGUUUUAGAACAAAGACAAGUAGUUGCUGUUACAGGAGACGGAACCAAUGAUGGCCCUGCGUUGAAAAAAGCAGAUGUUGGAUUUGCAAUGGGCAUUGCUGGUACAGAUGUGGCCAAAGAGGCAUCAGACAUUAUCCUGACAGACGAUAAUUUCACCAGCAUUGUAAAAGCAGUGAUGUGGGGAAGGAAUGUCUAUGACAGCAUCUCCAAGUUCCUCCAAUUUCAGCUGACGGUCAAUGUUGUGGCUGUGAUUGUGGCGUUUACUGGAGCCUGUAUCACACAGGACUCCCCUCUCAAAGCUGUACAGAUGCUAUGGGUGAAUUUAAUCAUGGAUACAUUUGCAUCUUUGGCGCUGGCAACAGAGCCUCCCACUGAGGCUUUACUGUUGCGGAAACCCUACGGCCGCAACAAGCCCCUUAUUUCCCGCACCAUGAUGAAGAAUAUCCUUGGACAUGCAGUAUAUCAGCUAACCAUCAUCUUCACUCUGCUGUUUGCUGGUGAGCAGAUUUUUGACAUUGACAGUGGCAGGAAUGCCCCUCUUCAUGCCCCUCCUUCAGAGCACUACACCAUCGUCUUCAACACCUUUGUGAUGAUGCAGCUCUUCAACGAAAUCAAUGCUCGAAAGAUCCACGGUGAGAGAAAUGUUUUUGAAGGCAUCUUCAAUAACUUGGUCUUCUGCACAAUAGUAUUCGGGACCUUUGUUAUCCAGUUCCUAAUUGUGCAGUUUGGAGGGAAGCCUUUUAGCUGUGUAAGUCUCAAAGUUGACCAGUGGCUGUGGUGUGUCUUCCUUGGAUUUGGUUGUCUUCUCUGGGGUCAGUUUGUCACCACCAUUCCCACGAGUCGACUGAAAUUCCUGAUGACAGCAGGUCAUGGAACCCAGAAGGAGGAGAUCCCUCAAGAGGAGCUGGAGGAGAUGAAAGACCUGGAUGAAAUUGACCAUGCCGAAAUGGAGAUGAGAAGGGGGCAGGUUCUGUGGUGCAGAGGUCUCAACAGAAUCCAGACACAGAUCCGUGUAGUGAAUGCUUUCCGGGAUUCAAUGUCCCCUUACGAAGGCCUGGAGACACCAGAAUCUCGCAGCUCCAUUCACAACUUCAUGAGCCACCCAGAAUUCCAUAUUGAGGAUUCUGAGCCAGCCAUCCCCCUUAUCGAUGACACAGACCCUGAGGACGAUGCCCCCACUAAACGCAACACAGUCCCUCACCCACUGCCUCCAAUUCUAUCUUCUCCCAAUCAGAAUAAUAAUGCUUCAGAUAACAGGGACUUCCAUCACCAAAAAGAUCUAGCAAAGACUAUCCUUCCUCCUACUCCUGGAAGUCCACUGCACAGCCUGGAGACCUCUCUCUAAUCCAGAAUCACCCAUGUCAAGACCAUGUCAGUGAUUCUUUGAGACUUGGGAAUGUUAAGGACAAGGUCUGAAGUUUUGGUCCACUGUCAGUCUGGAAAUUGGAACUGGCAAGAUAGUAAAACUUGGCAAAUCUUGGUUUUGUUUGUUUUUUUAUUCAUUUGCUGGAAAAGGUGUGGUUUGAUAAUAGACAGUGUUGCAUCUAAAAAGAUGCAAAAACAUGAUGACAUUUUUUCAAAUUAAAUAUAUUUUAUAUGUGGUAUUGGCUUGAUAUGUUGGCAUUUUCUUUUCAUAUAGUUGUACUAAUUUCCUUUUUUUUUUCAAAAUUGCUUCAAAGCAAUUUAUUCUAGUUGCUGCUUAGUUUCAUUAUGAACACACUUUUUUGAGAUAAGGUACACUAUUGGCCUUCAAGUUGUAUGUUUUGUUUUUUUUUAUCUUUAGAAAGCAGCUAGGAUUCCUUAGAAGAACUGCCUGAUAAGCCUUUUGGUGUAAUAAUUUAUGGUAAAUGGGAAAAGAUAUACCUGCAAUGCCUCACCGUUACACAACUUAAGAGGGUACGGCAGAUCGGUUUUGGGCUUCUUGUUUAAUAAAGAGUGUGUGUGUGCAUUUGGACAGGAAUAUAAGGCAAAGGGAAUAAAAUGCUGUCUGUCCAUGAGAUUUACUAUUGUAAAUUUUACUCUGGCAAAAACAUAUUUAACUUUUUAUAUAUUUUUUUUAAUUUCCUAUUUUUGAAAGUAACCAAAUGAAAAACAAGAGAGGUCACAGAGGGUACACUAAGAGCUUUGUGCACAAGCCUAAAAUGUAGCAGUGUGCUUUAUUUUAAGAGUGUUUUUUGGUUUUAUUCAUUUUGAUAAUCCCCACACCCCAAAACAACAGAUUAUAAUAUAAACACUAUAGCAUAAACAGUUUUUAGUCAAAAUGCCAUUUUAUGAAAUAGUGUGAUAAUAAUGUGAAGUAUAUUUAUUCAUUAUUGGAGCUAUUAUUCGUUUUGGGAAUAUGAAAAAUGAAUUCAACAGCAUGUGGUGUAGGAUUUAAACAAGAAUUAGUAUGUAGGCUCAUUUGAAUGUAUACACAUUAAAUAAUAUAAGUUUAAAGAAAGAAAAAUGUAUGAGAUUUCUUCGGUCAUUUUUGUUUGUUUUACUGUAGUUUCAUUCCCAUUUUAUGAAUG